AUGCAGUCAUCAAACUACACAGAGCCAAACAUAGACAGUUGUGAUGAGGUCUCUAUGGAGGGUGACGAUAGCACUACCGAAUAUGUUUCGUAUCGCGACGAAGAGACUUUACAAGAGUCGCGCUUUAGCACAGAGGGAUAUGAAGUCAGUCCCAGCCGCCAGCAGCCAGAGAGUUUAUUGACAUCCUUGUGCCCAUAUAGUGCAGCUGCGCUCGAUAUCUCUGGAAGCUGCGCAACCCACUCGGUAACAAACACAUAUCUGGACGCGCCCAUGACCUCGAUUCUCGAAAAACUGCAGCAAGUAUCUCAUGAAUAUUCUAUACCAGAGCUACCCUUACUACUAGAUGCAUAUACUAUGCACAUUCUCGCAGAAGAUAGAAGCUCUGGCUCUUAUUCGGAACUCAGAGCUCUGCAGGAGGAAAACGAGGCGCUUAAACGGCAGCUUGAGGCACCAUUCAAUUCGCGACAUACUGAAGAAUUAGCACUUAUAGUUGCCUUUAAGCAGGUGAUGGAAGAGAAGGAUAAUGAGAUAAGUGCCUUGAAGUUGAGACUUAGCGAGUUAAGUAGCCAGGCUAUUAGCUCAAACGGUUGUGCUCCAAGUGCAGUGAAGGAGGAUCCUUCUAUUACUUCUGUUAACUAUAUCUCUCCGCCGGGUUUACUAGCAGACGAGCAGAGCUCAGCGGUGUUGCUGAGCGCCCUUGAACAACUGGCUUUUGUGCAAUCUGAUAUCAUUGGGUGGAUGGAUUCCAUUCCGCAGCAAUUUGCAGACACAGUAGCUGACCCUCUUAAGUCAAGCGUUGAGGCAUUGCUCCAUAGUUUGAAUCUGUCAUGUGAAGGCACCAAUUCCAUGAUGGGUCUAAUCGCCCUUUUGCUCGACACUGUUUCGCAGAAGCCACAAGGCGUAACUAUGGAAGAAAUAGCGCAUGGAUUUGAGCAGUAUAUUAGCGCGUCCAGAGCCCUGACGCAACAUCUUCGGGUGUUCACGAACGUCUCAAAUGCAUCCUCGCCUAUUCCAACGAAUGCUGAUGUAGAAAGGGAGAUGGACGAGGCCAAGCACCUUAAAAAGAUGGCAAUUAUGGCACUAGUAGAAGCGCAGAAUGCUAGGAAGGCCAUUGAGGAUAAACAAAAGGAGUUGGCCACAAAGGAAGAAGAGCUCGAGGCUGCCCACGCAUCUGCGUCUGCACUGCUCCAGGCCGCACAGUUAAAGCAGCCUUCUGAGAUGCCGUUACCAACACCACCACUAGAACAGACAGCGGCAAGUGACAGAGAAAAUUGCAAGACGCCUACUGAGGAUAACUGGGUAGAAAAAGCUGCUGAGGGUUCACUGACUGAAUCUGAACAGUAUUCUGGCUACCUCAAAGACAUGGAUGUCAUUCUGGACUUGAUACUCUGUAUUCGAGAUGCACUUUUCUCAGAUAAUGCUGUGCAGGCCCGGCUAUCCGAAGCUUCUAUUGUAGACCAAUCUUACUCUAAAGAUCCUCUGCAGCAAUCUAUUGAUUCUGCAUCAGCCAUGCUCCUGUCUAUUUUUAAGGCCCUUACUUCCGAUAUACCUGACCAACGCUCUACGCAAAGCAGCAGUGCCUCUGAGAUAGAUGAGGAGUGCAUGCAGUCACUUGGAAAGAGGCCUACAAUGGCGUCCGAAAUGAUCUCAACUAUCUCUAAGGUUUCUCAACAAAACCUAGAGGUUGCCGUGCCUUACACAUGCGCCGCUAAGCCUGAGACAGUUAGCGAAGAGCUAGACGAGGUUAUUCUAUUGAAGAAGGAGCUUCUAUCACGUAACGAGGUUAUCCAAUUAAUGAUACAAAAGCUUGAACAAAAGGACAGAGAUAUUAGUCGACUAACGCAGCAACUAACAGCCUCUGCUGAUGGGCUAACACGGAGUCUCAGUGUUGAGCGCUUUGGGGAGCCCAUUUCGCUAGAACCCAACAAAAGCACUGAUGACUUAAUCAAUGAAUUUACUCUUGCCACAGACACGGCCUCUACCAGUUCUACACUAGUGAAACUACGGUUUGAUGUGACGGCCAAGCUAUCUAUGAUGGAAAAGCUGAUGAAUUCUCAGGGUAUAACGGAUAAGGGCUCUCUAUUUUCACUGGUUAACCACUAUCUGAGUCUAAUAGAGGCGUCUGAUAACCCUCAGUAUGCUCUUCCUAUAGAUGGUGGGCUAGAUAAAGCCACUGAAAAGCAGCCUCUUGACAAUUUUGUGUGCUGGACUGAAGUUGAAUCUCCAGUGGCUUCUAUUCCAACAAACUUCAGGGCCGCGCUGGGUCCAGCAAAUGAGCAUACCAUUGAUGAAGUAGGAUAUGCAGCCCUUAACUCCAGAGUUGGGAAGAUGCACGAAUGGCACAUUCCUAUCCGCUGUGACAAAGGUACAGACCCUGACGGAGACUUUGUCGAUGCCGAUACACCAAUCUCUACAAACCCCACUGUGGACUGGCAAACACAUCAGAAGCAGCUUAGCGAUUUGAAAGAACAAAUUGCUCUACUCCAAGGAAAGGUUGACUCUGCAAACGAACGGGCCCAUCAGGCAGAGCUUAAACUAGAGAGCGAUUCUCGAUUUGUUGACACAGCCACAUCUGAUCUUAUAUCUUCCUCCAUUGACAAUUAUAAGAGAGAAAUUGAACAGAAAAAUGCACGAAUACAUUACCUUCAAGCAGCAUUGGCUGAAUUUACGAGCAAAGAGACUAACAAGACACCCAAUCCUGACAGUGGACUACUAGUACAACUAGAAACGAUGAAGCAGCUCUUGGCAACGCAAACAGCGGAUUUGAAGAAAGCAAAUACAAUGUUGGAGAUGGAGCAAGAGAAGGCAGCGGACUUAUCUGCUAAAUUGGUUGCAGCCGAGUUACUAUCCAGUGAAAAGGAGGACGAAUUGGCUAAACACAGAUUAAAUGAAGAUAAAUUAUUAACGAAGCUUCACGAAAGUGAGGAGCGUGAACUGCUCAUUGAGAAGCAGACAGCUGAGAUAGCUGACCAACGAACAGACCUUUGUGAGCAGACUCGUGAAGUGCAACGUCUGAAGCUUUUGCUAUUAGAUAGAGACAGUCAAAUUCAGCGGGUAAGAGAUAUCAACGAACGACUUGCCGAGAAUAUUGCUGCUUUAAGAAUAGAUUUGGAACAGCAGAGACACCUUGGUGGGCCGCAGACGUCCGAGUCAAGACUCGACUCUUCAUACAGGUUGACCUCACAAAUCGAAGACUUGAAGCUUGAUAUUCAGAGGGUUCAAAUGGAGCUUACCAGAAUGGAUAGAAGCACACAAAACGGUGCCCUGCCUGGGGAGUCUAACGAUGAUUCUUGGAACAGUGACUUUGUCUCUCGUGAACAGCUGAUACAGAUGUUAGUUGAGCGUGAUAUGAAGAUUGCCGCAAUAUUAGAGGAAAAGGCAUCUCAAGAAACACCCAAUACCAUAGAGCCAUCCGACGUGCAGAUCAAUAAACCAAAAAUACGUUCUCGCCCCCAAAGCUCCAAACGCCCGCUCCAAAACACUCAAUUGUCCCAGACCCUGAAGCAGCGGCCUGUAUCCUCAAGUUCAACUGCUAAUCUAUCUCUAACACAACACGGUAAAAAGGAUGCAACAAUUAAUUCAUUAAAGCACCAGCUAAUAGCAGCAGAGAAGUCUAUUUUUUCUCUAAAGCAGGAGCUGACAUCUGUGAACACCAAGCUUUCACAGGCAAAGGCAGCAGAAAUAGCUCUCAAGAAGCUGUUGCAUGAAAAGCAGAAGGAAAUAGAGGACUUGAAGAUUCAGAAUACAACAUUAACUCAAAGGUUGGAUAAAUGUGACAGGAAAGUAGCUGCUCUGGAAAGCGAUAAGUGUGAUUUAAUGGCGAGGUUAGUCAACGCUACUGACAACAGCGAUAGCUCACCCCAGGCGCGCCUUCAAAAGCUUCUGAAUUCUACGCUCAAUAGCAAGGAGGAGCACUUCAGAAGUGAAGGAGGCACGGCGGGGACAGAAGCGACUGACACUACGCGCCGUGCUAAGAUUGGAUUCACCCCGCUGAUGCACGCGAUAACAACGGGCAAUCCCGAUGAAGUGACGUCUAAUCUGGCUUAUGCCGGAUACCAUACAACUAACGGAACGACUGCACUAAUGUUAGCAGUUGAGUAUAAUAACGUACAGGCCAUUAAGCUAUUGUCUCGGAUAGAAGCACGGAUGACUCGGGAAGCAGGGGAAACUGCACUUGCAAUCGCUCUGGCUAAGGGUAACCUCGCAGCCGCUAAGCUCCUCACGGAAACAGAAGGUUUAAACACAAGUCACAUCAGUCGAACAGGAGGAACAAUAACUGAGCUCAUGAAGGCGGCGGCAGAUAAUAAUCUCGUCGCAACGUGGUGUUAUCUCCCUAUUCAGGGAGGUCUGCAUGAUCAAGAUGGAUGUACGGCCCUUAUGCAUGCUGCAAAAAAGGGAAGCGUAGGAGCUGCACGGUUACUUUGUGAUAAGGAGGCAAGAGCACAGUCAAAACAAGGAGAGACUGCACUGAUGUUUGCUGCGAUUAACGGGUAUACGGAACUGGUUAGAAUGCUAAAGGACAGAGAGUGGGGGAUGUAUAAUAUUCACGGAACUACUGCGCUAAUGUUCGCGGCACAGUAUAAUAGGCCACAAAUUGUUUCUCUACUCAUUGAUAAAGAGGCAAGGAUGCUAACAAAACGCAUUCAUGAGCACGGCGCCGGGUUCUGUGCCCUAAUGGCAGCGAGUCAUUACGGAAACAUAGAGUGCGCGAAGCUCUUGCUGCCGAAAGAAGCGGAUAUGAAGCAGCCAAACGGCAAGACUGCGCUGUCGUAUGCCCAAAGUGAUGAAAUGUGGAACCUGAUUAAACAUUAUAGAAAAGCCCAGAUUUGA
Giardia duodenalis is the source of this 4830-nucleotide messenger RNA. RefSeq names its product Ankyrin repeat protein 1. Gene Ontology annotation, cellular component: nucleus. Gene Ontology annotation, molecular function: protein binding. The transcript has a single exon. Gene Ontology annotation, biological process: regulation of apoptotic process. The record is from RefSeq and is a predicted model, not a curated record. Lineage: Eukaryota; Fornicata; Diplomonadida; Hexamitidae. Bases 1 to 4830 code for a protein of 1609 amino acids.